GUGCCAGAGAGAGUGUGUGUGUGCAGGGUAGAGGGAGUGUGCGGAAGACAGGGAGAGCGCGAGCGAAGGGAACGGGAACUGUAAGCCAGUCACAGUAUCUCCUUCCCACUGCACCAGCGGUGAUGGACAGCUCCUCUCCUCUCCUCUCCUCGCCGCUCUUCAAAAGGUUCCUAUUUAUUUUCAGUAGCUUUAGCUUUGUCUUCUGUACUUCACUCCAGGAAAUUAUUUUUGUCUGUUCAGUUAUUUAUUUGUCGUAAGCUCAGUUCGACUGGGGAAAUGAGAGACAGAGGACAGCACUGAAACUGGGACUGUCUCUGUACUGGUGGGGUGGUUUCUCUUGAUUUUGUGCCUGGGUUUUUGCUACGAGGUGCAGACGUAUUGUGUGGAAGAAAGAGUAGAAAGGCCAGAAAGCCAUGCCUCCCCUAAACAAAAAGCUCAUUUGAAUGGACAUGUAUACGUAAUAUUAUCAAUAGUGGAAACGAGGGGAGGCUGAUGUAAAGCGUUUUCACCCGUAGCUAUUUGGGGAAUGUCACUGGCAAAAAAGAACCAAAAACAAGUUGAAGGGAUAAAGAAGUGGAAUGCAGAUCCCACACCCAUCGCAGAGUGCGUCCUGAAAAGGAUUUCUAAGGCGACACAGUCAGAGGAGCUGAGACACUCAGAUGGCCUCUACCGGCUCUAGUACCCAUUGAUUGGGAUUGUGUGGAAGACUCUUGGCAACUCCAAAAUUCUUUGCCUCAAUCUUCUUUACAACCAGCAUUUGCCUCUCACAACCUUGAGGACGAAAGUUUCAGAAAAGUGUGUGGAUUGGGAUUUCAGAGAUCAAAGCUUGCGCACACAUAACAAAAUACGGAUUUUGCUGCGCCUCGUUUAGCCUCUCUCUGACUGGAGAGCAUUGUAAACAUAAUUCCUCCAGUGCUCUGUGGAACGAGAGCUGUGACAUUAACACCCGCCGAGAGCUCAGUGUUUUUCUAGCGUGUCUGUGUUUUGAUUCGGACAAUAGCUGAGCAUACAUGGGGUCAAUACUCGCUACUCCAAAAUAAGAGGAUGCAUACAACAGGACUGAAAACUAACUGCUGCACGCCAGACUUUAGAAGGGACUUUAUUAGAGGUAAAAACCAAACACAAUGGCUAAUGUGGAUGUAAAUACUCCUAUGACUUCUGGAUUUUCCCAUCUGCUCUUUUUCUGACGCUGAACAAGCUAUUUGAAAGCCGAAAUGGCAUGCUUGUGCUAACAGUAAAUGUUUUAACACUAUUUUCUCUUAUCGAUAGUCUCAAGAUAGGAGUCACAUGCUCCUUGUCUUAUUUAAUCAGCAGUAGGAUCUGCACCGUGUCUGCCUGCAUGCUUCUUCCCCACAUGUCAACUACCCUGCACCUCCUGUGCUUUUUGCCCUUGUGAGGACAGCCCCUGCCCUCAUCCCCUAGCCGCCCAGAGGCAGGAGAUGUGGCCAGGGACUGUCAGGGACCGCAGUGGGGAUCCCUGCCACCGGGAUAGAUGCUUGGUGUAACAUCGGCCAACCUUUUUUUGUUUGUGUAGGCAAUAUAUAUUUUUCUUUCUUCAACAAUAACCCCACUGGCUCUAAGCAUGACUGAUCAGAAAAGGAGAGCCAAGCUGGAACUCUUGUUUCCCUGUGGGCUGUAUUGAUUUUCGUCAGCCAGUGUUCAUUUGAUUGAGACCCAACUAUGUGAGAGCAGAGGUGAAAGAGAGAGCGAGGAUAAAGCUCUGUUUGCUGUGGGAGGCUACAGACAGACAGCAGGGGCGGACCAGUCUCCAGUUACAGACCAUCUGCAUCGCAGGUGGCACAGCACAAACCUGACCCACCAGGACCGCGCCCACAACAAUGAAUCAGUCAGCACUGACAACAGACCUGGUACCCACUGCCAACAGCAGCCUUGUGGACCCGGAUCCCAACCACUCUUGCCCCCUGGGCUGGGGCCAGAACGAAGGCCUGGAGGCCUGCGUCUUGGAGACUGCCGUCAUCGUGCUACUGACAGUGCUUAUCAUCGCUGGAAACCUGACGGUGAUCUUCGUGUUCCACUGCGCCCCCCUGCUGCACCACUACACUACCAGCUAUUUCAUCCAGACCAUGGCCUAUGCUGACCUGCUGGUAGGCCUCAGCUGCCUGGUCCCCACACUGUCCCUGCUGCACUACCCGGCCGGCGUCCAGGAGCCCAUCACCUGCCAGGUCUUCAGCUACGUCAUCUCGGUACUCAAGAGUGUCUCCAUGGCCUGCUUGGCCUGCAUCAGCAUGGACCGUUACCUGGCCAUCACCAAACCCCUGUCCUACAACCAGCUGGUGACGCCGUGCCGGCUCCGUGGCUGCAUCGCCCUUAUAUGGGUCUACUCCUGCCUGAUGUUCUUGCCCUCCUUCUUUGGCUGGGGCAAGCCGGGCUACCACGGAGACAUCUUUGAGUGGUGCGCCCACUCCUGGCCCACCUCGGCACUCUUCACAGGCUUUGUGGUGUGCCUGCUGUACGCGCCCGCUGCUCUGGUGGUCUGCUUCACAUACUUUCACAUCUUCCGCAUCUGCCAGCAGCACAAUCGGGAGAUCAGUGAGAGGCGGGCACGCUUCCCCAGCCAGGAGAUGGAGGCCGGGGAGGGAGGUGGCAGUGGCAGCGGCGGGGGGCACCACACGGGUCACGGGCCUGACCGGCGCUACGCCAUGGUGCUCUUCCGCAUCACCAGCGUCUUCUACAUACUCUGGCUGCCCUACAUCAUCUAUUUCCUUUUGGAGAGCUCCCACGUGCUGGACAGCCCCGCCCUGUCCUUUGUAACCACCUGGCUGGCCAUCAGCAACAGCUUCUGCAACUGCGUCAUCUAUAGCCUGUCGAACAGUGUAUUCCGCCUGGGCAUGCGCCGCCUCUCGCAGACACUCUGCUCCUUCAGCCACUGUGCAGCCGACGACAGGGACUUUGGAGAACCCAAACCCAGGAAGAGGCCAAAGUCCUGCUCCAUCUGAGGAGUUGCAGGCUAUUGUUAAAGAAGCCACACAUUUCAAAGGUUACAUCUUUACAAAGCUGCUGACCAUUCAAUUGACAGAGCUGUCCCAAAGAAAAAUAAUUUAGGCUCUGACGGUUUGUUUGAAGAAUACCAAUCACUUUGCUGUAGUCAUGCCAAGUCAUGAUUUAUGGGCAAAAAUGUGAUUGCUGAGAGAAGCUAGAUUUUUGUAAAGGUUUAGUUUCUGAACAACUAAGUGGAUGAGAGAUUGGCACUACAUUUUGACUUUAGACCUGCGAAGUGGGGUAUAGCUGGUAAAUCAAAUCAACGUUUAUUGGUUGCGUACACAGUUUAGCAGGUGUUAUAGCAGGUGCAGUGAAAUGCAUGUUACUAGCUCCUAACAGUGCAGUAAAAUAUCAAACAAGUACAAACAAAACCAAAAAAAYAAGAAAUGUCAGAACGAAUCAAAUUAACUCCAAUAUCAGUAAUCCAUAUGCUGUACAUGUACUGUAUGUACAGCCUUAUGUACAACAUCAUUCCACCAUGGUUACCAUGGUUACCUCAGGCUUUGACGUUUAUUUUGUUUUGUUUCUCGUCAGUCAGGUUAAGUAAAGGACAAAAUUAGGACAAAACACUUUCCUCACAUUGAUGGUGACCUCAUGAUUUUACUGUCUCUGAUUUCACAGUUUUGUGGACUAAAAUGUAUUGAAUUUGAAUGCCAAUAUUGGACUGCUACUAUAGGUCUGUGUUCUUAGUAGGCACACGAAGGCUGAAUUAGUACAGACAUUAACACGUAAUCCUCAUUUGCAUACACUCCCUUUAGGAGUUCACAUGUGCGUGCAAAUGGCUGACUAUUCAUUUACUGUAUAUACAUGCUCCUUGGCAAUGGUGGCGCCCACCACACUGAUGUACAUAACAGAUAGUUAGUUGCCUUGACCUGUUAUGACAAAGUUUUGCAGAGUUUGCAGAAGGUUUGUUAGCAAACACAACAUUGUUCAACGUGUGUUUAAAAGACUUUCGGUCAGCCCUAAACAGAGAGACGUGGUAGUCAAUUUGACGAGUUAAGCAAACUACAAAAAAAAACACACAGCUGGUUUAGUUUGAUUAGAUAUUUAUAUAUUUUGGCGUGGAACUUUUUAGUAAAAAAAAUAAAAUAAUCUUUGUCAAUGCCUCAGAUCCAGUAGCUGUUUAGAUGAAAGAGUGAUUGGUCAUGUCCACUAGUGAAUACUACUCUCUUUAUCUUUGGCUGCUCAUCAGAGUUCAGAGAGAUCGUCUCCACUCUACUUCAGCAUCAGCUUCAUAUGUAUGACUCUGUCCCCUUACCUUUUCCAUGCUAAGUGCAGAGACUGUUCCUUUUUAGGUGCAGUAAAUGCAUCAUGAUGACUGGUCUGGUUGUGUAAUUUAUUGUUUGAUACAGCACAGGUAUAGUCAUUCCAAGCUUUUCUCAUACAUUCCCAGAAUUUUGCAAUUUGUUUUUUUACAGAUAAUGUUGAAAUAUCCAUACAGGGGCACAUUUUCAGUAAUACGCAAGACUAUUGUGAGAUGAGAUUCUUAUGGUGUAGGCCAUGUGUAGGUAGACCUGUGUGGGGAAAAAAGCAGUACAGCCAACUUAACAAUUAAACUCUCUAUAUUGUGACUGUUUAUGUUCAACAUUAUGCUGCUUAACCUGUGUAUUCAUUCCUCUUUUUGCUUUACAGAUGGUUCUGUAUAUGUGCCUAAAGA
Salvelinus sp. IW2-2015 is the source of this 4657-nucleotide messenger RNA. It is a transcript of the gene gpr52, whose product is annotated as G protein-coupled receptor 52. Gene Ontology annotation, cellular component: plasma membrane. The record is from RefSeq and is a predicted model, not a curated record. Gene Ontology annotation, molecular function: G protein-coupled photoreceptor activity. Lineage: Eukaryota; Metazoa; Chordata; Actinopteri; Salmoniformes; Salmonidae. Gene Ontology annotation, biological process: G protein-coupled receptor signaling pathway; cellular response to light stimulus; phototransduction.